AUGUCAUCGACAUCGAAUGAAAGUCUAAUUGCCUUGUUGAACAAUAUUUCAACUCAACUAACCCGAUACUUCGGAAUUUUCAUUAUUAUUUUUGGUAUUGCGGGCAAUACUAUCAAUAUAUGUGUUUUAUCACAACGACCUCUUCGUUUAAAUCCUUGUGCAUGGCUCUUUCUUACUUCAUCAAUUGCAAAUGGUAUUGGUAUUCUUGCUGGUCUCAUUUAUCGAAUAUUAUCAACUUGGUCUGCUGAUCUAACAAAUACAAAUUCAUAUCUUUGCAAACUUCGUGCCUUUGUCCUAUUUGAUGCAAUCACUAUUGGUUCUUGGCUUAUCAUGUUGGCAACGGUUGAUCGAUGGCUUUCGUCAAAUACCAAUGCUGGUCAACGACAAAGAAGCACAUUAAAGAAUGCUCAAUUUGGUACGAUUCUGAUUGUCAUUGUUUCAACUCUUAUUGAAGCACAACAUCUCUAUUGCUAUGAAGCCAAUCUUACUAACACUCCACUCAAAUGUUAUACGAGAUCAGUGCCGUGUAGCAUUGUAUCAGACCUAUUGUUUGCCCUGGUUACAAUCCUGUUACCGUUACUGUUGAUGGUUACCUUUGGUUUGAUGACCAUCUCAAAUAUAGGUAAAUCACGUUCUCGUUUGCAACCGGCAACUAAACCAAUGGAUGGUCAUACUGAUCACAAUACAGUGACGAGCAAUCAUAGAGAUGCAAUGAAUAAACAGAAAAAAACAGAUCGUCAUCUUUUAAUCAUGUUGUUGGUUCAAGUUUUUCUUAUCUUUCUACUUAGUUUUCCACUUUCGAUGCAUAAACUCUAUUCAACCAUAACUCAAUCCGUAGCCAAGUCACCAUUGAGAAAAGCUAUUGAAAAUUUCAUCUUUAACAUACUUAUUCUUGCUUAUAAUAUAUCUUCCGGAAUGCCCUUCUACAUAUAUACAUUAAGUGGAGGAAGUGUAUUCCGUAAAGCUGUUCUCAGUUUUCUGAAUACAUUUGGCCGAAAGAUGAUAUGUCGACGUGGCUAAUUUUCUUUUUUUUUGAAUCAAAUAAAAAUAACUUUAAUUCAGAGCAGAAUUGUAAUUCUUUAUCAUAAAAUAAUUGAUGUAGAAUAAAAAUUUCUGUAGAAUGCAUAGUUAUUUUCAGCCAAAAAACCAUGGUCGAUCUUAGGAGGACAUUGGAACUUUCAAAUUUAUUGCUAAAGAAUAGCAAGAACAAAUGAAACGAAACAGAACACAAAACAUGAGACAUCAAUAUUCUUAUUAAUUGAUAGGAUUUUAAGAGAUUACAGACAAUAGCUUGAUGAUUACACGAGGCAACAGAAACAGAAUGUUUGAUCAAAUAAGCUGGGUCCUCAUCCAGAAUAUUGCAAUUGAUGAUUCGAGGGUUUCCACAUGGGAUAAAGGUGUUGGUGCUGAAAGAACGUCACUGUAACUGACUUGGAUGAAAAGAAUACCGUCACCAUCAUUCUCACAAAUACUUAGCGCUCAUUGUCACUACACCUCCACCCCAUCUCUAAACUCACGCUGAACCGAAGGUCUAAUUUCAGCUGUAGAUAUUCUUCUUCAGUUAGUUUUGCUUGUUUUUAAUUUAGUACAACGAGAAUAAGAAAUCUUCAUUCAACUAUCGAAUAAGAUUCUGAGCUACAAUUUUGUUUUGAUUUUUGAAGGUGACUGAUCUGUGGAUGUGAGUAAGAAUUGCAGUGUUCUUUUGAUGCAGAGAUCCCUGUCCCUCGAACUUAUCAUAGAUCCGCACUAAUAUGCCUGCUCUGAGAUUCAACACGACCUGCUUAAUCUUUUUUUUUUUGUAGUUAAUCGACAGCCGAUAUCGAAAUGAUGCAACUAUUCGCUCUAUCUGUUGAUACAUAGGAAUGUCUUUGAAACAGUUCUCAUUCAAAUAUUCAAAUAAUUCAAUUGUGGUAAAUUUUGUUUGUAUGGCUUGCCUCGAUAGCAGUCAGCAUUUUGUUCUGUCAUUAUAUUUAAUUUUUUUUUGUUGUUCUUAUCUUCAUCAUAAACAUUCUUGAUCCGCAAUAGAAUGACAGAACAUCGCUACUUGUUUUUUUUUCUAUAUGCGAGAGCAUCCCUCAUAUGAUGACUUGAGAAGCCACGACUAGAGUGUGGAUUAACAGAAGAACUGGAUCCACACCCAUCUGUUGGAAUUUCAAUCAACAACAACUUUGAUAUCAGUUUUCUCAAGUAUCUAGUCUGAUUUUCUUUCAAAGAAUCAAGUAGAGAAAAAUAUUUUUCAGUGCUAAAUGGCUUUAUUUCUUCUUAGACUGUCUUUUUUAUUUUAUUUUUUUGUAAUCAGUUUUCCCAUUUUUAAUUUACCUCUUUAGUUGCUGUUGCGCCUGAAAACAAUAAUGUGUUCGAUAGGCAUCCUACUUAUACAGGAUUAAAAUCUAGCAAGAAAACCGAAAAAAAAUCACUUCUCAACUGGCUUCCAUUCAUGGAAAGAAAAAUUAGAAUUGAAAACAAACUGAUUAAAAUCGUAUGAUUAUAGUUGAUACUCAAAGUGUUUUUAGUCAGUUCCAGUUUAUUGUCAACCCUAUUCUUUUCCAAUAGGAAGGUUUGAUUCGCAUGAAAAAUUGACUCUACUUUAGAUUGAAAUCGUUCCGCCGUCUAUACGGCCGCAUGAUAUAAUAUUGAAGAAUUACCUGUUUUCUUUUUUUCGAGCUCUGCUAGUUUUAUGCCGAAGUGUUGCUUUUGUUUUGGUUCGUACAAACGAGAUUAGACUGCCCACGUCAUUCUAUUCCUUCUAUCUAUGUUGAAAAUUUCCAAGGAAAUUGGAGAAAAUAUUUGCUCUCUCCUACAGAUGCGAAGAAGAAAAAACGAAUUACUAAUGAUUAAACAACUUAUAAUAUGCAAAAAUAUGGUGAAAGAAGAACAAAGCAACAACGUUAUUGAGAUAUUUUUUGAGCUAUUACUCAUGAAUGCAUAAAAACAAACUCAAAAGAAAAAUAUCUUCCGAACGAUAAAAUAUCUUCAGUGAAUUCGAAUUAUUUUCAAUUGAGGGCGAGUGUGUAAGUCUGGAUAUGAGUAUAGAUUAAGAAUUCAGACGUACACCCAAACUUACACCCUAUUUUUUUCUCCAUAUAGGGUUUCAGUAGCAAGCAAAAAAUUCAUAUAUGUUAAUUUCAGCGACAGUACCAAAGGAGGCAUAUAUGAAAAAGAAAUGACGCUGAAAAUAAACUGCUGUGGGUUUUGAGAGUUCGGAAUUAUGACUUACAGGCAGAGAGAAGAAGAUCAUGAACAACGAAUGAGUCCAGGAUAUAAGCAGAUAAAUUGAUACAUAGAUGGAUACGAAAGAUCGGCAGCCAAAUCUUGUUGAUUGGUGUUGUUGAGUACUAACACCGAUGAAUGGAAAUAAGAGAACGGCGAGAGACAGAAAUUGACAACUGUUUGAUAAAGGGAAAGAAGAAUAGAAAUUGAAGAACUAGACCAAGUCUAUAGGUAAGAUGAGAGGGACAAGGAUCGAGAGAAUGCGAGAAGAUAAAUGCAGAAAAAGAGAAUCGGCAUGGUGAAAAUCAUUAGAUUGGAUUAGAGAUAGAUUAGGUAUGAGAGGAAAACUUGAAAGAGACGUCAGUCAGAGAUAUUCAGGAGGAAGAGAUGAUGGUGUGGGUGUGGGGUGUAGAGAUCGAAACGAACCAGUUUGUACUGGUUCGAGUUCGAUUCGGUU
Molecule: messenger RNA, 3667 nt
Organism: Rotaria sordida
Lineage: Eukaryota; Metazoa; Rotifera; Eurotatoria; Philodinida; Philodinidae
Source: the annotation of a GenBank genome assembly